CGGGCCUGAACAGUUUUCCGUUCGCGUGGAACGCGUCACGUGCUCGAAAAGAUUUUCAUUUCCAUCGAUUAUUCCAUGGAAAUGGUGCCUUAAACCGGUAUCGAUUAUUCGCGACGCUCAUCGAAGGACGGGAUAUUUAAAUCGAACGGCUCGUUAGCCAGUAGUUUCACACGCACAAUUCGAAGAAGAACGCCUGAGGACAACGAGUUUAAUUCCAUCGUCGUGCCGUGGGAUAUUAGUUUCUCUUUCCCCCUCCCCUCGCGAUGAUGAGUGUUUUUAUCUCGUCAACGUUGUUUACUCUUCGUGCCGCUACAGGGUCCCGAUGUUUCUCGAGAGUGGGAUUCGUGGGUUUGGGCAACAUGGGUGGCCACAUGGCAAGAAACCUGUUGAAGAAGGGCCAUCGGUUGAUCGUUUACGAUAUAAACGAAUCGGCAGUGUCGAAUUUAAAGGCGGCGGGCGCUGACGUUGCCUCGAAUCCUGCGGACGUAGCGAAAGACGUCGAAAUUGUUGUCACCAUGUUGCCAUCCAACGAGCACGUUUUAAACGUUUAUAAUGGCGAUAACGGCUUAUUGAGGUCAGCGAAAAGAAACAGUCUCCUAAUUGACAGCAGCACGGUGGAUCCGUUUGUGUCGCAGACUCUAGCAGAGGAGGCUGAAAAGUCUGGAGUUAGCUUUGUAGACUGUCCGGUGUCUGGAGGUGUCAACGCAGCCAAAGAUGGCGUCCUGACGUUCAUGGUGGGGGGAUCGAAAAGAGAUUUUGAGCUCGCUGAACCUCUUCUAAUGUCGAUGGGAUCGAAGAUAAUUCAUUGUGGGAACGUGGGAAUGGGUCAAGCCGCGAAAUUGUGCAACAAUAUGCUUCUGGCUGUCAGCAUGAUCGGUACAGCGGAGGCGUUUAACCUUGGACAGAAGUUGGGUUUAGACGCAAAGGUGCUGGCCAACAUCGUAAACUCGAGUAGUGGUAGAUGCUGGUCCUCCGAAUUGUACAAUCCUGUCCCUGAUAUUCUCGACAAUGUACCGAGCUCCAAAAAUUACGAGAAUGGUUUCAGUACAGCUUUAAUGGCUAAAGACUUGGGACUGGCACAGUUUGCUGCUAAUAAGGUGGAAGCAACUAUUCCCUUGGGUUCCUUGGCGUACCAAAUCUACAGGACUAUUAUAGCACAUGGAUUUUCGAAAAAAGAUUUCAGUUUCGUUUAUAAGUUUUUGAAAGGAGAAAAGUAAGAAUGUGUGUGUUCAUACUGGAUUUUUAACAAUCUGAAGUAAUGCUCAAUCUCAUUAAAUUAUACAUCUAAUUGUAA
This is a messenger RNA of Colletes gigas, 1294 nucleotides long. Its product is annotated as 3-hydroxyisobutyrate dehydrogenase, mitochondrial. Gene Ontology annotation, cellular component: mitochondrion. Gene Ontology annotation, biological process: L-valine catabolic process. The transcript is spliced from 7 exons. NCBI's taxonomy places the organism in Eukaryota, Metazoa, Arthropoda, Insecta, Hymenoptera, Colletidae. Gene Ontology annotation, molecular function: 3-hydroxyisobutyrate dehydrogenase activity; NAD binding; NADP binding. The record is from RefSeq and is a predicted model, not a curated record. The coding region runs from base 264 to 1217 and encodes 317 amino acids.